CGCCCGCCAUGGCCGCCGCCACCGGGGCGCCGCUCGGCGGCCUGAACCCGAAGCCGAAGACAAACCCUAGCGCCAACCCCCCCGGCCUCCGGUCCGGGGGGAAGCCCGCCGCGCUGGCCGACAUCACCAACACCGGGAGGCCCGGCCCUCCCAGGCGCACCAUGGCCGACGUGCUCAAGGAGAACGCCAAGUUGGCUCAGCUGGUUGCCCAGAAAACCAAGAUCAUUGAGGUCAGCGGCUUUGAGAUCUACAAGCUCCGCGCCGCGCUGCACUCCACGCAUCAGCAGAACCUGCACUUCGCGCAAGCUAAUUCUCAGAUGACCGCGGAACUAAAUCAGGCAAAAGAUCGACUAAAGGUAUUGCAGCAUGAGCUUGAAUGUGUGAAAGCAAUGCUUAAAGUAAAGGAGUUAAAAGCUGCACCUUCCAAAUUUGCACCAAUUGAAGCUCAUCAAGAUGAGAAUAAGGGCACCAGUGCUAAUGUGCACCAUUCAGUCGAGACACAAUCCUCUAUGCCAUCUAAUACAGACCGGCCAGAAGCACCGCCAGAUAAAACAAAUAAGAGAACAUCAGUGAAUACACGCACAAGUAAGCAAAAGUCAGAAUCAUGCAAAGGUACAAAAGAGACCAACACAUUUCAACAGCGCCACAGACCAGAUGUGCGCCCCACUGAGUCAUCGCAUCAAGAGGAUCAGAGAAACACAGUACGAAGAAGGUCUUCUAGACUAAACGCAGGGUCUUGUGAGAUGACAGAAGCCUCUAGUGAGACCUUGUAUACAGACACUGGUGUUCCUUCAUCUUGUAGUCUUAGUGUUCCAGAACUUGAUGAACCAAAUAGUGGAGAAGACAUGGGGAAGGCAGAACAAGAUGAACUGUUAUGCAACACAGGAGUGCAUAUAAAGGCUUCAGUGCUCAAGAAAAACGAGAUAAAUAAGCAUCUGCAGAAAGAAGCGAAUGUGCAGGAGGAGAUAAAAGAAGCACAUUCUGUGAUUACUAUAAUUGAGGACCUUGAGGUACAUCAAAUUGACAACCAGGCAACGAAUACCAACCCAAUCCACCCGGCAGAAACUCAACCAUCUCCGCCAUCUAAUACUCAACAGCCUGAACCACCCAAAGAAAGAGCAAAAGAAAGGGGUGGAUACAAACGGAAAUUGGAUUCAUGUGGAGGUCAAAAGGACUCAGACAUAGAGGACACUAAUGCCAAACCUGACUCUACUUGUAGUGAACCACCGUCUCAUGAAGAGACGAGAAAAUCUCCGAGAAGAAAAUCCUCAACAAAGAACCCAGGAGAAUCUGGUGAGGCCACAAAGGGAACUCUUGAGACCAAGCAAGAGGAAAUUAUUGCUCCUUUAGUCCCUUCCAGCUCAGAUGUCGUGAUGGAGCAGAGCAAAGAUGAGAAGCAAAGUGACAGCCGUUCCUCGAUGGAACCUUCUGAAGAGCAGGCGGCGGGCAGGUCCUCGGUGCAAGCGACAGGUAGAAGGUCUUCGAUGCGGGCAGCAGCAAAGGCUGUCUGCUACAAGGAGAUACCCAGGAACGUGAAGAUGCGUCGACCUUAGCAAACAGCCAGUAACAUUCUGUGACCGGGUCGAUUGCGCAUUCUUUUGUGGAGUAGAAUAUAAUAUUUGUUGUAUGAUUGUAGAGGUCUGUUGCUUCCCCGCAUGAAAUGUAGUAUCGUGUUGUUCUGCCAUACUGGUGAUGGACCGUACAGCGGUCCCUUUUGUGCUAGAACUGACCAUGGCCAUUUGUCGCGGACAUGUAUGAAUGACAAUGCCAAUUGCAAGCAGCUGACCAUUGGUAGUA
Hordeum vulgare subsp. vulgare (domesticated barley) is the source of this 1797-nucleotide messenger RNA. Its product is annotated as shugoshin-1-like. The coding region runs from base 9 to 1553 and encodes 514 amino acids. Gene Ontology annotation, biological process: maintenance of meiotic sister chromatid cohesion; meiotic sister chromatid segregation. Lineage: Eukaryota; Viridiplantae; Streptophyta; Magnoliopsida; Poales; Poaceae. The record is from RefSeq and is a predicted model, not a curated record. The transcript is spliced from 15 exons. Gene Ontology annotation, cellular component: chromosome, centromeric region.